Molecule: messenger RNA, 2364 nt
Organism: Mus caroli (Ryukyu mouse)
Lineage: Eukaryota; Metazoa; Chordata; Mammalia; Rodentia; Muridae
Source: RefSeq, a predicted model, not a curated record
AUGGCCAGAGCUGGUGGGAACUGUGGGCUUUGGAGGAGCUUGGUGCUAUUGGGUUUGUAUGGUUGUUCUGUGGUCGGGGCAGCUGCUCCAAGCCCAUUGAGAAACCCGAGGGCAGAGACUCAGACCAACACCUCCAUCACCCUGAGGUGGGAGGUCCCUGAUGGCACUGACGCUCAGAACUUGACCAACUGGGUCCAAUGGCCUGGAGAUGGUGGGGCAACACUGAUUUCCCUUUCUGUCCCCAUUUCAGCCCCAAACCCAGUGAGAAACCUGAGGGUUGAAGGUCAGAACAACAUCUCCAUCAGCCUGAGCUGGGAGCCUCCUGAUCUGUCCUCCCUGCAGAACCUCACCUACUGGGCCCAGUGCAGUAGACAUGGUGGCCAAAGUGAGACCCGGAACACAACAGACACCAGUGUCACUGUGGAUGGACUUGAUCCUGGGUCUUCAUAUGAAUGUUCUGUGUGGGUGGAAAAGGAUGGAGUCUCUAGCACCAAUGAGACUGUCAGUACCAGCACAGAACCAAACCCAGUGAGAAACCUGAGGGUCGAAGGUCAGAACAACAUCUCCAUCAGCCUGAGCUGGGAGCCUCCUGAUCAGUCCUCCCUGCAGGGCCUCACCUACUGGGCCCAGUGCAGUAGACAUGGUGGCCAAAGUGAGACCCGGGAUACAACAGACACCAGUGUCACCGUGGAUGGACUUGAUCCUGGGUCUUCAUAUGAAUGUUCUGUGUGGGUGGAAAAGGAUAAAGUCUAUAGCACCAAACAGCCUCUCAAUACAAGCACAGCUUUCACAGAUCUACAGAAUAAAAACUAUACCCACAGCUCAGUGGCCCUGAUAUGGAGUCCUCCUAAGGACCGCUAUUCUCAUUUCUACACCUACUGGGUUCAAUCUGGCACUUUGUGCAACUUCAGCUUGUGGGCAGAAAGGAACGAUAUGCCCAAUGCCAUACGAAGCCUACAGGUGCCCACAGCUGAUAUGCCCCAUUCUCUUUUACCAGCUGCUGUCAACAUCACCUCCUGCAUCAGCACUUCUGGGGGAUAUGGGGUCCUCCUGACCUGGUCCUGCCCAUCUGGGGGUUAUGAGAACUUUGAGGUGAAAGUGGGUAGGAAAUGGAGCUCUGAAAAUGGAUCUUUGUGUGGGAAGGGCGUGACCGUGUCAGAUCUUGAGCCAGCUCAGUCCUACACAGCCACCGUCAUGACUGUCUUCAACAAACUGAAGGCCCAGUCUGUCUCUACAACUUGCCACACAGAGAGUGCAGCCAUCAUUGCUGGAGCCAUUGUGGGCAUCAUCCUGCUUUUCAUCCUGGUAGGUCUGCUGAUUGUCUUCCUGAAGAGGAGGAGAAAGAAGAGACAGCCCAAGGAAGUGCCCAAGGAUCUGGUGUGCAGCUGCCCAGGGGAUAUCCUGGCCAAAGACUUUGCUGACCAUGUCAGGGAGAAUGAGAAGGAUAGCAACUGUGGAUUUGCUCAGGAGUAUCAGCAACUGGCUCUGGAGGGCCAAGGCCAGUCUCAAAUAACGGCAUCGGCUCUAGAGAACAGAUCCAAGAACCGCUACAGGAAUGUACUGCCCUAUGACUGGUCCCGGGUUCCCCUGCAGCCCCUCCAAGAGGAACCAGGCUCUGACUAUAUCAACGCCAGCUUUAUGCCUGGUCUCUGGGGCCCCAAGGAGUUCAUCGCAACCCAGGGUCCCCUGCCUAACACUGUGAGUGAUUUUUGGAGAAUGGUCUGGGAACAGCAGAGCCACACCCUGGUUAUGCUGACCAACUGCAUGGAGUCUGGACGGGUGAAGUGUGAGCACUACUGGCCCUUGGAUGCUCAGCCUUGCAUUCAUGGGCAGCUGCAGGUAAUGUUGAUUAGUGAGGAGGCGUCAGAAAACUGGACAGUGAGGCAUCUUCAGCUCUUCCAUAUGAAAGAACAGCAGACUCUCUCGUUGCGCCAAUUCCACUACCUGGCCUGGCCAGACCAUGGAGUUCCUUACUCCCCAGACCCCUUGCUGGCUUUCCGAAAGAUGCUUCGGCAAUGGAUGGAUCAGACCAAGGAUGGAGGUCCACCCAUUGUGCAUUGCAGUGCUGGUGUGGGCCGGACGGGCACCCUAAUUGCACUGGAUGUCCUGCUGCGGCAGCUGGAGUGUGAGGGGCUGGUGGGUCCCUUCAGCUUUGUGAAGAAGAUGAGAGAGAGCCGGCCACUGAUGGUGCAGACAGAGGCCCAGUAUGUGUUCCUCCACCAGUGCAUCUUGAAGUCCCUCCAGAAACCAGCUCCAGCCCUUGUCCCAAAGGAGGCGAUGUAUGAGAACGUGGCAAGCUUAGUUUAUGAGAAUGCAUCUGCCAUCAUGGCCCAUGAGUCUGAGGUCUCAGCUUCUGGGUGCUGA